Messenger RNA from Sodiomyces alkalinus F11, 1144 nucleotides. RefSeq lists its product as hypothetical. The record is from RefSeq and is a predicted model, not a curated record. NCBI's taxonomy places the organism in Eukaryota, Fungi, Ascomycota, Sordariomycetes, Glomerellales, Plectosphaerellaceae. The transcript is spliced from 2 exons. Gene Ontology annotation, molecular function: catalytic activity. Bases 129 to 947 code for a protein of 272 amino acids.
CUAUCACAUAAUUACUCGGUGCUCUACGUCCUCGUACAGCACUAUCACACCACCUUACCUUACUCACCAUCAUCAUUCCCGUAUCCUUUCAAUCACGGCGGUACAAAAACACUCUUGUGUUAUUAAUAAUGGUCCAUUUCUUUCAGCUCUUUACUUCUUUACGGUAUGAUACCACCCUUUGCAGCAUACCAGACAAAUAUGCCGGCGGUGCGGACUGGAACUUCAAGAGCCGGUCACCUCUCUACAUGUUGGAUUACCACCGGGACCGGAUGCUGAGAGCCGCUACCCACUGGGGCUGGACGGCGGCCAUCGAGUCACUUCAAGGGGAUGCUGGCCUGGCACGUCUCACGGAGCUCAUGGAGCCUGCUGCCUCUACCAAGCCUUCGCCCCUGAGAGUCAAGAUCCUACUCACCAAGGACGGUCAACUCUCCUGCGAGAUGGGCCCGACACUGAAAACAUCACUCCAAAACCUUUUCCCGUCUCGCCUUCCGCCCCCCGGUGCCGCCAACCUCGAGGGCGACCCGUUGAGGGAUCCCAUUUACGAUGUCGUGCCGGACUCGGCCCAGACGGCGCGCUCUGAGUUCACCCAUUUCAAGACGACGGAGCGCUCUAUAUAUGACGGGGCGCGAAGUCGCGUCAGUAUCCAGCUCACUGACCUGAAGGAGGUUCUUCUUGUCAACAACGCAGACGGGUCUAUCAUGGAGGGCAGCAUGACGACCCCGUACUUCUGGAGGGACGGCCGCUGGGCCACUCCUCCAGUGCCUAGUAAAUUUAGCUGGGACGCGGGUAGCGGUGGUCAGGAUGGGACUUCACGACGAUGGGCCCUCUCGCGGGGCUUGGCCGUAGAAGAAGUUGUUUCUGUGGAUAGCCUGGUGGAUGGGGAGGAAUGUUGGAUCAGUAACGGUGUCCGAGGAUUCUGCUGUGGUCGACUCCGGCUGAACCCGUGAUUUUCUUGUCCCAGAAAUGUUUGACGCUGCCACGCUGAGUACAGGUGGAAAAGGAAAUCGUCGCGCACCAGGGACCUGGGGCACGGGUGCCAGUACUGCGAGUGGGUUCCCCAAGCCUACAAUCUCUCUUCAUUUGAGCUCUCGAGCUGGAGGCGUUUGGGUUGGCCCCUUUAACUCCCUUUAUUUACGAUGACCGG